Messenger RNA from Chaetomium globosum CBS 148.51, 1014 nucleotides. RefSeq lists its product as uncharacterized. The record is from RefSeq and is a predicted model, not a curated record. The transcript has a single exon. NCBI's taxonomy places the organism in Eukaryota, Fungi, Ascomycota, Sordariomycetes, Sordariales, Chaetomiaceae. The coding region runs from base 1 to 1014 and encodes 337 amino acids.
AUGAAGACCCAGAGCUACGCACUGUCGAGAAUAGCGGCGAAAACGUGGGGACUAGGGCUAGCCAAAGCGCGAGAAGUGUACACAAAGUGCAUCCGGUCGGCGCUGGCCUAUGGCGCAUCGUCGUUCCACAUCCCCACGGACGUGGAAGGCGAGCCGGUAAAGAAAGGCAUCACCGGGGCCCUCGGGAAGGUCCAGAACAAAAGCUUGCGGAUUGUGGCGGGAGCCUUCAAAGCCACUCCCAUUCGCAACCUCGAGACAGAGACGUGGGUGCCACCGUUGGACCUGUAUUUCAACAAACGGCUUGCAGACUUUGAAACCAGACUCCAGCGAACCGACCUGGACGACGGCCAGGGCGGCAAGAGGACCGCAGGGGGCAUCAUUCUCACUGCCUGUCGCAAGAUACAGCAGAGGCUCCACCCGAGGAGCGGCAACAGGGGCCGGCCGCGAACCGUGGGACUGCAGGAGCCCACGGCAGUGGAGAAAGCCGCGAGCACGAUCGCGCGCUGGACGGGGGGAGCCGCAGACACGGACAGUGUGGUAGAGGACGCCUGGAGAGCGAGGUGGCUGAAGGAACGAGACGGCAGAGCAGUCAUCAGACCGGCGGACGACCUUGACCAUCAGCGGGAGACGCUGUUCCGGGACGAAACCCUAAGACGACACGACGGCCUGAGCAAGGCGAAGAGCUCUCUGCUGGUCCAGAUCCGGACAGGGGCAGUAGGCCUACGGGACUUUCUGUUUACACGGGGAGUCCCAGAGGUCCUAACGCCCGCCUGCCAGUGCGGCGAGGGACGGGAGACUGCCGAACACCUGGUGGUGUGGUGUUUGGCUCCACCGCUGACUCGAAGAUGGGAGAGAACUGAUAUUCGAACGCGACGGGACUUUUACUCUGUUCUACACGGUAUUGAUCCUACAUCGGCACGGCUCGCGGGGAGGGUCCUGGAAUGGCUAAUGGACUCAGGGAGGCUGAUGAUGUUCAGUUUGGCCAGGAGGCUCGAGCUGGAAGCGGCGGCCUAG